AUGUCGAGCCACUUCCCACGCCUCAAUCUGGACCGCCCAGCGGAUCUGGAUCAUGUGCUCCGGGUCAUCCACCAGCAUGCUACCAAGGUGGCGCAAAUGGAGUUUGGCAGCGAACUUGGGCGCGACAAGGCGUUGAAGGCCGUCGUGGACAAGAUGACCAAAAGGCUAACGGGAGCAACCAGAGCCAAGAUCGAACGCAACUUGUUAUACAACGGCAUGUCGCCACACGAGUACGCUCGACACAGCAAAGGAGUCGAGCCAUUCGACGAGGAGCUUUCGAGACGCCUCCAGAUGCUCAAUGACCAGGCUAACAACCUCACGACCGAAGUGAUUGCAUUCCGCAAGAGUCUGCCGGCACGCAGGGCACAAGCGAUGGAGAAGCGUGCGGCGGUCAUCCGUGCGCUCGAGGCCAAGAAGGAGCAGCAGCGCCGCGCAGUGGAGAAGGAGCACGCUAACAAACUCCGCGAAGAAAGCCGACCCAUCGCUCUCGAUCUCAAGCGCAAGGCGGAAGCGGCUGACACGCUCAAGCAAUCCGUCCUCGAUAUCACCAGCCUCCAAGUCGUAAGUCCACCCGUCGCAGACGUCGAUUCUCGAGCAAGCGACAGCCGCGAGCGAACAGGCGAAACUCGUCAAGCGCUUGCGGACAAUGCCUCUGUAGUCGAGGCCGCCGCGUUCAUCUCGUUUGCUGACGAGUCAUACCUCCCCUUCUCCGGUAGCGUCGGCCAUGUCCAGCACAUGUACCUAUAUACCCUCAUUCGUCGCAAUCACUGGUGUCUCCAUGCCUGA
Moesziomyces antarcticus is the source of this 786-nucleotide messenger RNA. RefSeq lists its product as uncharacterized. NCBI's taxonomy places the organism in Eukaryota, Fungi, Basidiomycota, Ustilaginomycetes, Ustilaginales, Ustilaginaceae. The record is from RefSeq and is a predicted model, not a curated record. Bases 1 to 786 code for a protein of 261 amino acids. Gene Ontology annotation, biological process: mitotic sister chromatid segregation. Gene Ontology annotation, cellular component: kinetochore. The transcript has 4 exons.